AUGCCAAAGUUCAAUGAGCAAGCUUAUUUUGGGCAUGUCCAUUUAGAACUUGGUAUGGAGUUUAUGAAUCUGGACCAAUUUAAGUGUGCAGUAAAAGAUUACAAUAUCAGUCUUGGGAGGAACUUCGUAUGGGUUAAGAAUGACAAGGUGAGAGUAAGGGCCAAAUGCAGUGUAGAAGACUGUGAAUGGAUGGUGUAUUGUGCCUGGAACAAUAAGCAAAGCACAUUCCAAGUUAAGACUUUUAAAGAGACUCAUACAUGCUGCAGAGUCUUCAAGAAUAAAAGGGCUACAAGAGAUUGGGUGGCCAAGAAAUUGGAGAAGAGAAUAGUAACACGGCCCAAGAUGACAAGGACAGAGGCAUUUGAGCACACGAAGGAGGAAUACAAUGUGCAUUUGGAUAUGAAGAAAGUAAGUAAGGCUUUGAAAAAAGCAAAGGGGACCAUUGAAGGUUGUGAGAAGGAGCAAUAUGGAAGAUUAAGGGAAUAUUUGGCAGAACUGUUGAGGAGCAACCCUGGCUCCAGUUGCAAAUUAAUGUACAUCUGCCUUGAUGCUUGUAAGAAGGGAUUCAAAGCUGGAUGCAGGCCCUUAAUUGGGUUGGAUGGAUGCUUUUUGAAGGGCUAUUAUGGAGGUCAAUUAUUGAGUGCUGUGGGUGAAGAUGCAAACAAACAAUUCUAUGUGAUUGCAUAUGUCGUGGUUGAUAGUGAGACGAAGGACAAUUGGAAGUGGUUUCUGACAUUAUUACAGGAAGAUUUAGGGGACCAUGCAAUAUUUGGUUGGAACUUCAUUUCGAAUCAACAGAAGGUAAGUCCUGUUGUUGAUGAAGCUGUCCUUAGUAAUUCUGCUUGGUGA
This is a messenger RNA of Gastrolobium bilobum, 849 nucleotides long. RefSeq lists its product as uncharacterized. Bases 1 to 849 code for a protein of 282 amino acids. The record is from RefSeq and is a predicted model, not a curated record. Lineage: Eukaryota; Viridiplantae; Streptophyta; Magnoliopsida; Fabales; Fabaceae. The transcript is spliced from 3 exons.